Psilocybe cubensis is the source of this 2241-nucleotide messenger RNA. RefSeq lists its product as uncharacterized. Gene Ontology annotation, cellular component: small ribosomal subunit; ribosome; fungal-type vacuole lumen. Gene Ontology annotation, biological process: translation. Gene Ontology annotation, molecular function: carboxypeptidase activity; structural constituent of ribosome. Lineage: Eukaryota; Fungi; Basidiomycota; Agaricomycetes; Agaricales; Agrocybaceae. The coding region runs from base 1 to 2241 and encodes 746 amino acids. The record is from RefSeq and is a predicted model, not a curated record. The transcript has 20 exons.
AUGGAUAUCCAGGCUGAAGUCACCGACCCUCAAGUUGCUGCCGACCUCAAGAAAAAGAGGAUCUUCAGGACCUUCUCGUACCGUGGUGUUGAGCUCGACAAGCUCUUGGACAUGAGCAACGAGGAUUUUGUUGAACUUGUCCACGCCCGUGCCCGCAGACGCUUCCAGCGCGGUCUCAAGCGCCGCCCCAUGGGUCUCAUCAAGAAACUUCGCAAGGCCAAGAAGGAGGCUCCUCCCAAUGAGAAGCCCGCUGUCGUCAAGACGCAUCUGCGCGACAUGAUUAUCGUUCCUGAAAUGAUUGGCUCUGUUGUUGGAAUUUACAACGGAAAGGUUUUCAACUCUGUUGAGAUCAAGCCUGAGAUGACUGGACACUACCUUGCUGAGUUUUCAUGCUCAUACCGCCCCGUCAAGCACGGUCGCCCCGGUAUUGGUGCCACCCACUCUUCUCGUUUUCCCAAUUCUCCUUACCUUCACACCAACAUGAUGUCUGAGAAGGAUGUGCUACCCUCUACGGCUUUGCCGCACGGAAAUCUUACCCCAGCUACUGAAAAAAAGAAAGGCUGGAUUUCGAAGAAGCUUUGCAUUAUCCUGGGGUUGUACUGUACUUUACGCCUUUUGCACCGCUUUGAUUUCGCUUGGGAAUCCGGCCACAGAUCCUCAACCCCCAGAUGUCCUCAGGCCGAUGUUGUUAUCCCAGACAAGAAUAUUGACCUGUGGAACCAGUUAAACGAAAAGAUUGGUGGUGCCAGUUUCAAGCAGGAUGCCAUUAACUGGCUCGGAGGUGCUGUUCGUGUCCCUACAGAGUCAUUCGACAACAUGGACCCUGUUGGUGUCGAUCCACGAUGGAACGCCUUCGCACCUUUCCAUGACUAUCUACUCCAGGCGUUUCCUCAGGUGCAUGCAACUCUCAAACUGACCAAAGUUAACACAUAUGGUCUAUAUUACGAGUGGAAGGGUUCCGAUCCUUCUUUGAAGCCGUUGCUCCUGGCGGCACAUCAAGAUGUAGUUCCUGUUGAUCCAACAACUGUAGACCAAUGGACUCAUCCUCCGUAUUCAGGGUACUUUGACGGUGAACGUCUUUGGGGGCGUGGAAGUACCGAUGAUAAGAGUGGCUUGAUUGGUAUUCUCUCGUCCAUCGAGACUCUCCUCAAAGCCAAUUUCCAACCAACUAGGACUGUAGUACUGUCCUUUGGAUUUGAUGAGGAAGCCAGUGGGUUCCAGGGUGCUGGAAAUCUCGGGCCUUACCUCGAGAAAAUAUACGGUAAAGAUGGUUUCGCCAUGGUUGUCGACGAAGGAUCUGGAUUUACGGAACAAUUUGGAUCCGUCAUUGCUACUCCUGGAAUUGCUGAGAAAGGCUUCCUUAAUGUUCUCGUCGAAGUCACUGCUCCCGGAGGACAUUCAAGCAUUCCUCCCGCGCAUACAAGUAUAGGCAUACUUUCCGCUCUGCUGGUCCAUUUUGAGCAAAAUCCAUACAAGGUCGAAAUUACUCGUAGGGAGCCAGUUUAUGAUACCUUACAAUGUCUAGCCGAACAUGCCAAGGAAGUGCCGUCUGACUUGCGCAAUAUCAUCAAGAAGUCAGUGACCUGCGACAAAGCUCUCGACAGGUUACAAUCCUUCAUUCGCAAAGACUUGGUCCUCAGCAGUUUGAUUUCCACUACUCAGGCAAUCGACAUCAUUCAGGGAGGUGUCAAAUCUAACGCUCUCCCUGAACGAGCAUGGGCAAUUGUCAAUCGCCGUAUCGCAGUUGUCAGCUCUGUUGACGCAGUUGAGAAGCAUGACACCGAGCUCUUGAAAGACCUGGCACAAAAAUUCAAUUUGACAUACACCGCGUUCGGUAGUUCCGUUUCAGAAGCUGGCGCACCAGCAAAAGGGUCUCUUACUUUGAGUGAUGCUUACAAUGGAAGCCUUGAACCUGCCCCCAUUACCCCUACUGAUGAAAAUGCGGCACCGUACCAACUUCUGACGGGCACAAUCAAGGCGACUUACAAUGCGCAUCGUUCCUUCCAAGCUGUGGACCCAAUUAUCGUAGCUCCCAGCAUGAUGUCGGGUAACACAGAUACAAGAUUCUACUGGAACCUUUCCAAGCACAUUUUCCGGUACAACCACCAUAACGCAGGAAAUUCCAGUGGUCUGGGUGGAGUCCAUACCGUUAAUGAAUCUGCCUCGAUCGAUUCAUUCUUGGAGAUUAUCCGCUUCUUUACGACUCUCAUCCUGAACGCCGAUGAAUCAACCUCUAUCUAG